AACCGAAUGCGUUCCCCAUUUUGACGAUAUACGCAGCUACAAGAUACUGAUCCAGUGUAUACCCUGAUGGAAGAGGAAGUGGAUGGUUGCAAUAAAAAUCUCUUUGUCGCAAAAAAAAACCACCAUUUACCUCAAACCUGCUCAAGCUUACUUUGUGAUAGCCCACAGAAUGAACAAAGUAGUAGGACGCGAACUAGUUCACAGAAAAACUCUAAAUCAUGCACUUCUUUACUACCAGUUUUCAGUAUUCCAUCCGAUCGAAAUCCUUCUUCAUAUGUGUAUGCUACAGAUGGCACUGAACGUGGACUGUGUGUUGUCUUUUCAAUUGACAAUUUUGAUCCUAUCCUUUGUUUACCUCCAAGAAAUGGUUCUUCAGUGGAUGUACAGCAUAUUAAGAAAGCCUUUCAGAAUCUUGAUUUCAAAGUUAUUGUACAUCCAAACCCAACAUCUGAAACGCUAUGUUCUGUAGUUCAAGCUGUUUCUAUGCAAAAUCUUCGUAAUCACGACUGUUUCGCCUGUGUCAUCCUCUCUCAUGGUGAUGAAGGUGGUGUGGUUUAUGCAACAGAUGGUGCUAUACCUUUAGAUCGUAUAAUGGCUCCAUUUCGUGGUGAUCAGUGUUCAGAUUUAAGAGGCAAGCCGAAACUAUUCUUCAUCCAGGCUUGUCGUGGAAUGGCACUUGACGAUGGUGUAUUCGUUUGUGAUGGACCGUUUUCAAGCUAUAAAUCAGAAGGUCCGGCUUCUUUAACUACACCACGACGAAUCCCGAUUGAAGCGGAUAUUUUUGUUGCGUACGCAGUUCAACCAGGUUACUAUGCUUUUCGUAACUCCGUCAAUGGUUCUUGGUUCAUACAAGCUUUGUCCAAUGCUUUAAUACGUUAUGGAAAUACAUUGGAUUUACUGAGUAUCAUGACACGCGUUAAUCAUGAAGUUGCUUAUGAAUAUGAGUCAACUGCAGCUAAUCCCGCUUUUUCUGGUAAAAAACAGAUGCCUUCAUUUGUGUCUACUCUAACUAAACAGGUGAUUUUCCCGCCUAAAUGCAAAAAAUUAUCUUAGUUUUCUGUAUCGGAAUCGGUGUAAUUUUUUGAAUUUCAACACUGUACAUAUGCUUUUAAAAAUAAUUGCAUUUUGAAGGAAUAUUAUUAGUUUAUGGUGUAAAUUUGGUCAAAAAGAACCAGCCUACACUUGUGUUUAUGAUUUUUCAAUAAAAUAGGCUAAUUUAUAAAUAAAUGUAAUACAAUAGGUGAUUUAUGUGGCCUGAGUUAGAACUACUUUUCGAUGCUGACUGCUUAUGCUUCAUACAACCGAAAAUCCUU
This is a messenger RNA of Heterobilharzia americana, 1313 nucleotides long. Lineage: Eukaryota; Metazoa; Platyhelminthes; Trematoda; Strigeidida; Schistosomatidae. The record is from the annotation of a GenBank genome assembly.